This is a messenger RNA of Yamadazyma tenuis ATCC 10573, 733 nucleotides long. Lineage: Eukaryota; Fungi; Ascomycota; Pichiomycetes; Serinales; Debaryomycetaceae. The record is from RefSeq and is a predicted model, not a curated record.
AAAGCAAAUAAUUGAAUGUAUUGAACCAGUUCUUGGAGAGACUCAAUGCUAAUAAAGAAACCAAGAGGCAGAAUAAACAGUUCGAUGAGAUGUUACAAUGUCUAAGGAGUAAGACGGAUGCUGGAGAAAAGGGAGAAAAUAAAAGCAAGCAAGAAACCGCUUGUACAAUAUUAGAACAAUUGAACGAGUUCAAAAGUCAAUCAAUUAGCACUCAAUUUGAGGAGCUACCUGAAUCCAUUUUGUGUGUAGUAGAUGACUAUACUAAGACAGGCGGUUAUGUGAAUUUCAGAAUAAAUCUGAGAGUUAUAGAUUGGGCUUUUGCUGUUGCUAAUGGGAUCACAAUCUCAGGAGACCCCAAACGUUAUUGGGUUACAAGGACUUUCGUUGUAGGUACCUUGAAUUUGCGUUACAGUGAAGUUCCAUGAAAACCUUUAAAAAUACAAAGAUUAAAAUCAAUACAAGCCAGUGAGUGUUUAAAGAAUCGGGAUCCACCUUCGUACCCGAGCAAGGAUUAUUCAAAGAAGGUAUUGUCAACGGCUCCGUAUUCUUUGUAGUAUACCCUGUUGUCAAGCUGAAUUGAAUAGAAUUCACUCUUUAAUAGUGUCUAGCACACAUGUACUAUUUCAGCUAAGUAGUUUUCAGCGCAAAGUAAAUACACAAAUAGCAGUUAGUGGUGCUCCCACCUAUUACUUGUCCGUUCAUUUUUGUAUUUCAUAGCAGUUGAGCUGUAGAA